Molecule: messenger RNA, 1556 nt
Organism: Somion occarium
Lineage: Eukaryota; Fungi; Basidiomycota; Agaricomycetes; Polyporales; Cerrenaceae
Source: the annotation of a GenBank genome assembly
UCCGAGUCACAUUUCAUGCUGUAAGAACCCUGGUGAUUGGCGCAUUACUGACUGUUGAAGCCCAGAAACAUGCCUAUCCUCGGAUUACCGCCAUCGCUAUACCCAACGAAACCGGCUCACUUUGACAUCGAGAAAGUGAUCCGACCAAACAUCCUUUCACUUCACCCUUACCGAUGCGCUCGUGACGAUUACUCUGAAGGCAUUUUGCUUGAUGCGAAUGAGAAUGCAUUAGGUCAUUCCAUACCUUCUCCGAGCAAGCAGGACACCGGAUCAACAUUGGAACCUGAAUUAGAGCAUACCUUAGACCUUGAUCUCCACCGUUACCCUUCGCCGACUCAUGAUCCAAUAAAGUCAAGAAUUGCCGAGCUCAGAAACCUCCCUGGACCAGAAUAUGCUUUCCUGGGUGUUGGAUCAGACGAAGUCAUUGACCUUCUUAUGCGUAUAUGUGUCGCGCCUGGCAAGGAAAAGAUUCUAACGACACCGCCAACGUAUGGGAUGUACGCAGUCUGUGCACAAGUGAAUGACGUCGGUGUUGUCAAGUGUCCAUUAGAGCUGACUGGAGCUUUUGGUGAGGGAGGAGAAAAAGGUCGAUUUUCCGUGCGGUUAGAGGAGAUGAAGAAAGCAAUUGGUGCCGAUCCUUCAAUCAAGUUGAUCUUCCUAUGUUCGCCUGGAAAUCCUACGGGCACGCUCAUCCCUCUUCGGACUGUUCGCGAGCUGCUUGAGUAUGAGAACUUCAAGGGUGUAGUCGUCGUUGACGAGGCAUACAUUGAUUUCGCUGAGGAAGGUGCCAGCGCCGCCUCGUUGGUCCACGAAUACGCCAACUUGUGCGUCAUGCAGACAUUGAGUAAAAGCUUCGGAUUGGCAGCCAUCAGACUGGGGAUUGCGAUUGCCCACCCUGCAUUAAUCCAAAUUCUCAUGAACACCAAGGCACCCUAUAAUAUAUCCACGCCGACUGCCUCGCUGGCGUUGUCCGCCCUGUCACCGCCCGCAGUAGUGUCAAUGCGAGAGAAGGUAGCGAAGCUGGUCGCUUCUCGGCAAUCGCUGCUCAAGGGGCUUGCUGCGCUUCAGCUACUAGGCCUGGGGUCCGCUAUCGGAGGUAACGAUGCCAACUUCGUCUUAGUACCUAUUCUGGAGAAAAAUGGUAGUGGAAAGCCCGACAACGUUCGUGCUCAGCAGAUCUACAAGACACUCGCCGAAGAACAUGGUGUCGUGGUGAGGUACCGAGGGGGUGAACCUGGCUGUACUGGCUGCGUAAGGAUUACUGUGGGGACCGAGGAAGAGAACGAGGUACUACUACGGAAACUGCGGGAACUGCUAGAAUUACUCUAGAUGUCGUUCUGAGCGAAUAAACGUGUACAAACCAUACAGCUGUGCUGUCCGAUUGCUGAGAAAUGUAUAUUAGGCGCCCAUUAUAACAUCUCUUCGCCACAUCCACCCACCCCAUAUAUACCUGUUUCAUACUUUCUAAGCCAACGUGCUUAUUCCACUCCUUUCUUAUAUUCUUGUUUUGAACUGUCUGCAUAAUAUUCUUCGAUUUGAUAUCCUUGCAUCAUGUU